ACAUCCAUUUAUCUUCACUCCUGGGAGUCUUUAGUUGACAUAACCUAGUACCUGUGCUUACCCAACCUACUGUUCUGUAGACAGUUUUCCCAUUGCCUCUGUUCAGGAUUUCCACUCCAGAAUCUUCAGCUAAAUGAGAUCAUGAUUUUGGAAGGAGCUGGCAGGAUGAGUAUCAAUUCCAGCAGCAAUCUACUCCACCAGCAGCCUUCCUGGACAGACGGAUAUUCCACAUGCAAUGUAUCCAGUAGCUUCUAUGGAACCCAGUGGCACGAAAUACACCCACAGUACUGGACUAAGUUUCAAGUCUGGGAGUGGCUGCAGCACCUCCUUGAUACCAACCAACUGGAUGCCAACUGCAUACCUUUCCAGGAGUUUGAUAUCAAUGGGGAACAUCUGUGUAGUAUGAGCCUGCAGGAAUUCACUCAGGCAGCUGGGACAGCAGGACAACUGCUUUACAGCAACCUCCAGCACCUAAAAUGGAAUGGUCAGUGUGGAAGUGACAUGUACCAAUCUCAUAAUGUCAUUGUGAAGACAGAGCAAACAGAUCCAUCAUUAAUGGUAUCCUGGAAAGAAGAGAAUUAUCUUUAUGACAGUGGCUAUGGUAGCACAGUAGAGUUAUUGGACAGUAAAACAUUCUGUCGUGCUCAGAUUUCCAUGAUGACACCUAGUCACCAAUCUUCUGACUCUUCAGAUGCAAAAAAAUCGCAAGAUCAUACCCCAAAGUCCCACACCAAGAAGCACAACCCUCGAGGAACUCAUCUUUGGGAAUUUAUUCGAGAUAUUCUUCUCAAUCCUGAGAAAAACCCAGGAUUAAUCAAGUGGGAAGACCGGUCAGAAGGUGUCUUCAGAUUUUUAAAAUCUGAAGCUGUGGCUCAGCUGUGGGGAAAGAAGAAAAACAACAGCAGCAUGACUUAUGAGAAACUCAGCCGGGCUAUGAGAUACUAUUACAAAAGAGAAAUCCUUGAGCGUGUGGAUGGUCGGAGAUUAGUAUAUAAAUUUGGAAAGAAUGCCCGUGGUUGGAGAGAAAAUGAAAAUUAAAUAUAUCAAGAAAUAACAUUUAAAACACGUGGAUGUAAAUAUUCAAAGACUAUUUUCUUAUAUUUAUGUAUCAAACUGGGGUGAGAAAACAAUUCUACUUCUGUCGGGAAGAAAGAACAUUAUCAUUAUUGGUGUUAAAAUUAUUUUAUUUGAAGUAUGUCCUGUAUGGGGAGAAAAUGUACACAGUUUUCUGUGAUAUAAGUUAACAUUAUAGAAUUAUGAUUAAUUUUCCCUUCUUGUGAAGUUUUCCUCUUUUUUUUUUUUAAAUCAUACAGGCAUAAUGUGAUUUACGAGUCAUAUAAAGAAAGGGAAGGAGCUAAAUAUUAGGGCAUUUAGGGAGUAUGAUAAUCCGCUUUGGAAGGCAACAAUAAGUGGAGGAAACAGUAAAGCAUCUCUGAGCCAAGUAGCCUUCUUCCAUAGUCAGAUGGUUUAUAGCUUUCCUUGGCCAAUACCACUGGUUCCUUCCCGCCUCUGAUUUCUGAGUGUUUUAAUACUUUGCUGGCUUUCAGCUGCUUUUCUUGAAUUAGACAGCAGGUUCCUCUUCAGCUGGCUUAUCCCAGCCACAAGAACAGUGGCUCUGCAAGCUGGCUGUCAGCAUUUAUUUGGAGAGCCCAUUCUACCUCCACCACUGAGACCUUUUUUUGUGGGCAGACAUUUAGGAUCAGACCUUACCUGAUACUCAGUGUCCUCUCUAACCUCCUGGACUGCUGGAAGAGUGUUGAUCUUGGGGACCAAAAGCUGUUGAAGGAAGAUUGUUUUCUGACUGCGAAAACUUAUUAAAAGGCACUGGUUUCCCAGCAGGAAUGUUAUUAAUCCUCUCACCCUCUUGCACUUCAAAUUAAAGCUUUCAAAUCUGUGCCAUAUAGAGCAGUGAGGGGGUGGGCAAGCAGAACCUUUAUUAAUCCCUUGGCAUGAGGAAGCAGUCUCCCCAGCUGUGAUCCUCCAGGAAGGUCAAGUCUCACUUGGACAGAUACUUUCAAAAAACCUUUGAGAAAUGCAAAGCUAACCUGUGUGUAAAAUAUUAGUUCCCUCUGCUUUCCUCAAGUCUAAUUCUAUACUACACUUAUAUUUGUCAUUUGUGCUUGGGAUUCUUGGAGGAAAAUCUCCAUUAACAUAAAGACACUGAAAUUUUAGGGACAUUCAAAUCUGGGUCAGUAUUUUGGGUUCACCUCUAGCAGCACUAUGCAGACACUGAGUGUUCAUCAGCAGCUUUUCCUUUCUCCAACUCACAAAUGCUUUCUGCCAGCACUGAGCAUAUGCAGAAUGUAGGGAAAUAAAAUCUAGAGAAGGCAGCACUUCACCAGGUCACUGAGUACAUGAGAUGUGGGAGUCGAGAAACAGGAUUGUCUUGGUGAUGUUAACAGAGGUGAAACCAAGAUCAAUUUCAAAUUACUUUUUCAGGGAUUGGAAUUUGGAAAACAAUAACAGGGACUGAGAAGUCCAAAUUUAAAAAAAGAAAAGGAAAAAAAAAAGAAAAUCAAGUGUAUUAAAUCCAUCCAAUAUCUAUUUCCUGAGGCAUCCCCUGGGUUUGAAUCCAUAUUAGCUUGAAAUACAGCAAGAUACAGCUGGAGGUUGCAGGAUAUUCUAUUUUUGUUUGUCUUAAAAGGAAAUAGAGAUGAAACCAAGAGACAACAGAAGUAUCAAUAUGAAGGGUAUAAAAAGUGCUUAGCAACAAUUUGUAGGCAAACAUGAGAGCCUAACUUGUUAUCUACACAUGUAGGGCACGUUAAACAAUAGCACCACCUCCUACACUGUGUAUGUGAGAGCUGUCACCAUCAAUUACCCAUACAUGACAAUUUUUACUUUUCAUAACCUGGGUGGAGAGAGCUUCAUCUUAUUUACAAAUCAAAUAAUAAGCCUGUGUACUUCAAAGCAUUUUUUUCUCUCAGUCUAUCUCUUUUUUUUUUUUUUACUGUCUGUGCUAGCCUUGCUUGCUUUUGCAAACUCAAUAAUUUCAUUUUUUAGCUUGAUUUGCUACAUUUCACUUCCUUUAAUAUAAUUUUGUAGUUCAUAUAACAAGGAUCAGGCCACCAGAUAAGAAGAGCACUUUCACUUUGCUCCUAAGACCAUUUCUUCCCCUUACCUGAUGGUUGUUUGUAGCCCUUUGCUCUAUGCUCUUCACACCACCUCCACACCCUGGGUGAAAAUCUGAGAUCAGUGGUAGCAUCACAAAUCUGCAAUGCAGUUGUACUCUAUCUUAGGUUAACAUUUAUCUUAUAGUAAUGGAUUGUAAUAAUUCUUGAAUUUGCUUUCUACUUGAUCUCUCACAAAAUUUCUUGGGAGAUAAAAUGAACCUGCGAUAUAUGCGUGUCACCACUUGGUUGCUGAGCAGCAGCUAAACCUGCUUCUAAAAGGUUUUGAAAGAUAAAACUGUACUUAGAAUCAUUCUGUAUAAAUUGAGAGAGUGUUUACGUUGGGGUGCAGUAUAAAUGGUCUUCCACUGUCACAUCUUUCAGCACAUGGAAAUCAUGCAAGUUUCUGUUUCCACCCUGCAGAACUUUGCAGUGUUGUAGGUACUCGUCAUUCAGCAUUACAAUAGCACUAAGUUGGAAUAGAAGCCAGCCAACAUUUACUCUGUUUUACAAAUCUUUGCCUAAGACAAACACAAAGGACUGUUUAAAAUUACAGUUCUUGCCAAGGACAGAUGCAACCAACCAAAGAGAGUCUUUUUACCAGACCUAAGCAAACGGAGAAAAUGAAGAGAUGAAUUUUUAUGUAAAUUGCUAUUUAAACAAAAAGCAUUUCUGAUUGCUCUUUUAUUUUGUGUUUCAGAGGCUGAGCAAUCAUAUUUUUAGAUGUAUCCUUUAAGUUAGCAGCUGCUGAACUGGUAGCACCAUGUGUAUAGAUUUUUAUUGUACCAUAAUUUUUCGUAUGUAUAAAGCUCUAGAUAGGAAAGUAUAUUGUAUUUAUACAGUCAGAUGCAAAUCACAACGUCAAAGAGUUGGCAUGAGCACUCUCAAUAUUUUCUGCACAAAAUUAGAGCAACUUGCUCUAAAAACAUCCUGAGAAACUGUAUGUAGGCUGUUGAACUACAUAGACAUUAAAAUGUUUAGUUACAUUUUCAUGUUUCUUUCUGCAGCACAUUGCAUAAUUCCUGCUUGCUUCUCACAGCAUCGUCUUCAAUGUCUACGUGUGGAAACAAAUCCAAGUUAGAUAUUUCACUAUUGCCAUUGUAAAUCUCAGCUUGGAGACAAUGUAUUCACAAAAUGGUUCUAAAGACUGUUUCUAUUUUUGUGAAUAUGAUAUAAAUUCAA
This is a messenger RNA of Zonotrichia albicollis (white-throated sparrow), 4292 nucleotides long. It is a transcript of the gene EHF, whose product is annotated as ETS homologous factor. Gene Ontology annotation, molecular function: sequence-specific DNA binding; DNA-binding transcription factor activity, RNA polymerase II-specific. Gene Ontology annotation, cellular component: nucleus. The record is from RefSeq and is a predicted model, not a curated record. Gene Ontology annotation, biological process: cell differentiation; regulation of transcription by RNA polymerase II. NCBI's taxonomy places the organism in Eukaryota, Metazoa, Chordata, Aves, Passeriformes, Passerellidae.